Trichosporon asahii var. asahii CBS 2479 is the source of this 537-nucleotide messenger RNA. RefSeq lists its product as uncharacterized. Gene Ontology annotation, cellular component: endopeptidase Clp complex. The transcript is spliced from 3 exons. Gene Ontology annotation, molecular function: ATP-dependent peptidase activity; serine-type endopeptidase activity; ATPase binding. The record is from RefSeq and is a predicted model, not a curated record. Lineage: Eukaryota; Fungi; Basidiomycota; Tremellomycetes; Trichosporonales; Trichosporonaceae. Bases 1 to 537 code for a protein of 178 amino acids. Gene Ontology annotation, biological process: protein quality control for misfolded or incompletely synthesized proteins.
AUGUCUGGACUGAUUACGGCGCAGCUGCUGUUCCUUGAGGCGGAGGAUGCGUCGCGGCCCAUCAGGCUGUACAUCAACUCACCUGGAGGAAGUGUGACGGCUGGACUUGCCAUCUACGACACGAUGCAGUACAUCUCGUCUCCAGUGCACACGUUCGUGCUGGGCCAGGCCGCGAGCAUGGGAUCGCUCCUGCUCGCUGGAGGUGAGAAGGGCAAGCGCUUCAGUCUGAAGCACUCGAGCGUUAUGAUCCACCAACCGUCCGGCGGCGCGUCUGGCCAGGCGAGCGAUAUCGCCCUGCAUGCCAAGGAGAUCCUUCGCAUCCGCGACGUGCUCACCAACAUCUACGCCGAGCACUGCAGGAAGGAGGGCGAGAGCCUCGAGGACGCACGGAAGCGUUUCACGACGGCACUCGAGCGCGACUACUUCAUGACGGCGCAGGAGGCGCAGGAGUUUGGUAUCGUUGAUCGGAUCGUAGAGCGCCGCGCCAAGGACGAGACGGAGGAGGCGGAGGAGAAGGACAGCGAGAAGAGCGAGUAG